Rasamsonia emersonii CBS 393.64 is the source of this 2331-nucleotide messenger RNA. Its product is annotated as Glycogenin. Gene Ontology annotation, molecular function: glycosyltransferase activity. Lineage: Eukaryota; Fungi; Ascomycota; Eurotiomycetes; Eurotiales; Trichocomaceae. The record is from RefSeq and is a predicted model, not a curated record. Gene Ontology annotation, cellular component: cytoplasm. The transcript has 6 exons. Bases 1 to 2331 code for a protein of 776 amino acids.
AUGGCUGCGCGGGGUGAGGCAGUCUACUGUACACUCCUUAUGACCGACAAUUAUCUCCCGGGUGCGGCUGUCCUGGCACAUUCGUUACGGAACAAUGGAACAAAAGGGAGAUUGGUCGCUCUCUUUACACCGGAAACUCUCAAAGAGUUGACAAUCAACGAGCUGAAGACACUUUACGAUGAAGUCAUACCUGUCCGCCGCUUCACGAACGGCACCCCAGAGAACCUCUACUUAAUGGACCGACCGGAUCUGAUUUCGACGUUCACGAAGAUCGAGCUCUGGCGCCAGACACAAUUCGAUCGCAUUGUAUACAUCGAUUCAGACGUCGUAGCGGUUAGGGCCCCAGAUGAACUAUUGUCCUUGGAUGUGGAUUUUGCAGCAGCACCAGACGUUGGGUGGCCCGAUAUCUUCAACAGCGGGGUCAUGGUACUUCGUCCAAAUAUUCAGGACUAUUACUCUCUGCGUGCGCUAGCAGAGAGGGGUAUCAGCUUUGAUGGAGGCGACCAAGGCCUGCUGAACACCCACUUCAAAAAUUGGCACAGAUUGAGCUUCACGUAUAAUUGCACCCCGAAUGGAAACUACCAGUAUCUCCCGGCAUACAAGCAUUUCGAGAGUACGAUCAGUCUGCUUCAUUUCAUUGGUCCCCAGAAACCAUGGAACCUAUCGAGAUAUGCAUUCCCUAGGGGAACACCGUAUGAUCAGCUCCUUGGAAGAUGGUGGGCUGUGUACGAUCGACACUACCGGCCUCAGCCCCCUCCAUCCCAAAUCAGCCAGCUCGACGAAUCGGCGGGAGUUCCGAAGUUCAACAAUACUUCAGAGAUAGGAGCUCCGAUUCAUACGACAUUGGAAGCGUCACCUUCCCAAUCUUCCAUUGUACAACAGCCACCUUCGAUAUCUUCAGCAGGACCUACUCUCCCACACUACCAGGAAAGCGAACAGGUUGCUGAGGAUCUGCAGGUCGUGCAACGUUCGCUGGUGCCUGAAGCUCUCGUAGAACCUGGACCUGUCCAUGAUCUGCCGACAGAACUGGUGCACGCGAAGCCAGUGAGCUCACCAACCAUGUCUCAUGAACCACGAAUAUCUAGCGCGCCGGAAAAGUCGCAUACAGACGUUCCGAGUGUGGUACCAUUAUAUGUGCGUGGUGAAGAGCAUGUUUCCGUAUCUGCCCAUUCGCCAAGCAGGCAGCCUGGAGCUCCUCCAACGCUGCAGACGUCGCUAUCAUAUGGCCAGAAGCAAGAGGAACCAUAUCACUAUCGACUGAAGUCUGAGAAAGACGCCUUUCACCUUACUCAGAAGCCUCCUUCGCCCACGCAGCGGCCAUUCUCACCACCAAAGGCGGAAUGGGAUGCAACCCGGGAGCCACCACCUCGUCACUCAAAGCCGGAAGCAAUAGGCCUGCAGAAAAAGAUCUACAAUAUGUCUGAAGACACAAAGCUUUUCCGGCCGCCGUCGUCAUAUCCAGAAGCACCUAAGAACAUGUACUACGAGGUUCCCAGCGUAAAGAGGGAGCCACAGAAACUGGCGCAGAUAUUCCCCUGGGAAGCCCGUGCUGUCAAGCCCACGCGGGUGUUUGCCGAUGAGGACGUAACAGUAACAGUAACAGUCACCGAGCCGGGUAGCGUGUCCUCACUUGGCAGCACUACGGAUGAUACAUCGUGUACUCAGCCAUCAACAGCAUCGUCUUCAGUGUCGUCUGUCCAAUCCCAGGUACCGCCGCCGGGAGAUAUAUGGAAAUCCUACUCCGCGCAGUCAAACGCAUGGGAUGACAUUCCAGAGAUAAGAGUGUACAUCGAGGCGGUCAAAGAACAAUGGCUUAGGAGAGGGGGAAGAAGUAAUGGUGAUGGUCGAAGAGCAAUCUCCGAUUCAGGAGGAGAGGAGUCUGAGUCUGGCUGCUGUAAAACGACGACGACAACAAACGAAGCCAACCGCUCCAGUCUUCCUGGCACUCCUGCCCCCGUGCGAAAGAUAUCUGAAGCAACUACGACAACCGGAACCGGAACUGCUACAACGCGAAAAUCACUAUCCGCAGCCGAAGAAGGCGUACCAAACCAGGAAUCCGAGUCCGACUGGGUGGGUGUCACAGUCGACAUGUUCCUGCAUCUCCUGCGAGCAGUCUACUCAUACUGGGAAUUGACAACAGAAUCCUCUGGUCCGGCUGGAAGAGCUCCGACAGCGACAAUGACAACAAUAACAACAAUAGGUCAGGCUAGUAUUCGAAAAAGAACAGACGGGGCCUGGGUCCCUAGGGAUAGAGAUAGGAGUGCAGGUCUUAGGGGGGCUGCGAGAGUGGGAGUGAGAGCAAGAACUCUCCGGCAAGAGGGACUGACUUAA